AUGGGCUUCCGCUCGUGCAUUGUUCCCGAGAGCGACGAGGGCGAGAGCUCUGGUGACGAGUGCGGCUCGGCGGCCGCGGAGGCGGCGUCCGACAGUGAGUCGGAGUCUUCCCUCCUCGAGCAGGCCAUACGGGCGGCGGGUGAUGUGUGCGGGCCGUCGACAUCGGCCGUGGAGACGGGCAACUCUCUCGAGGCGGGCAACUCUUCCGACGAGGACGCCUCUCACUGCGAGACGCUCGGGACCGACGACUCCUCCGAUGCGUCCUACACCGACGGCGACUCCUCCAGCAUCGACUCCGAUGUCGGCGGCGCCUCCGACGAGGACAGCGACGCGUCUUGGCACCUCCCCGCGAAAAAGACACAUCUAAACCCGGCUGACGGCGGCCUUACAAUUUUCCUAGCAAGCCUCUACUGCUUCGUUGUCCGUCGUCUGCUGCUGUACGAUUCUGGCCUCUUCUCCGCAAAGGCCUCUCUAGCCUUCGAGCUCCCCUCCCGCUUGGCCGUCGCCUCUAGCGAGAUGGAGCCGUCUCGCCGCGUCGUCGGCAAGCGCCAGGUCCGGCCCAACAUGGCGCGCCAGGACUUUGGGUAUGUCGAGCGCUCACGUGCUGCUGCAAACAAGGGGAUGAAGGGCGUCAAGCCCAAGCGGGAGGACGAGGAGGACGGCUCGGCGCCGAUGCGAUCGGAGAAGGAUGCCCGCAGCCUGACGGUCGACUUCACAAAACUGGACAUGGCUACGCUAAAGCGCUACAAGCGGCACUACCGGCUGAAGACGCGCCAGAACGUGACAAAGACAGAGCUCGCGCUUGCGAUCGCGAAGCACUUUGCUGCGCAAACUGUCGACGAGGCCGACACGAUCUCGCUCUUUAUGUAUUCCGCGCGCGCCAACAGCUUGCAAUACGACCGGCGCGACUACCUCAACGGCCGGUGAUCGGCGGCGGCCGGCCAGAGGCCGCGCGUGCGGAAGCAGCAGCGUGGAUCGAAGGGGUCGAGGCCGGCUGUCCCCCUCCCUCUCCGCCCCUCUCCGCCUGCGCGGAGCAGCGGUGCUGACUGCUGGUGCUGCGGCGCCAUCUCCAUCUCGGCAAACCUGCAGCCGAAUGUGUGCGCGUCGUUCUUACAUGUUAUACCCUGGGUGGUGUGGCC
Messenger RNA from Emiliania huxleyi CCMP1516, 1139 nucleotides. RefSeq lists its product as hypothetical. The transcript has 7 exons. The record is from RefSeq and is a predicted model, not a curated record. Gene Ontology annotation, biological process: regulation of DNA-templated transcription. Gene Ontology annotation, molecular function: transcription coregulator activity; protein binding. Bases 1 to 927 code for a protein of 308 amino acids. Gene Ontology annotation, cellular component: histone deacetylase complex. NCBI's taxonomy places the organism in Eukaryota, Haptophyta, Isochrysidales, Noelaerhabdaceae.